AGCCACAUCGUCUACAGCAUAAAAAUUUGCAUACAAAAAAAUAACAACAAAAAAUCAAUGGGAAAAAUAUUUAAAAUAUUCCCUGUGUGUUUCCAUGCGCGUAUUAAAUCAAUAAGUGAUUGCCAAAUAAGUUCUCAAUUGUAAAAAAAUAACAUAAAAUAAAUUUUAUUGCCGACGCGCUUGCUUUAAUUUAUUUAUUAGCAAAUAAGUAAAAAUAAUAAUAAGAGAAGAAGAAGAAAAGUAAUAAAAAAAUUUUCAGCGCACUAAGGCAAACAAAACCUCGACCGAGCAAACAAAAACUGGCAAAGUAAUCAAACAAAAAUCAACAAAUCUAACAAUAAAUGAAUGUCUGUAUGGAAGAUACAAGUGAAAAAGAUCAGCAAAAGCAAAUCACACAAGCGCCAGAGGUCAUAUCAAUUGGCGUUUGAUUUACUCGCUUUGCGAAAUUUCGCAAAAAUUCAAUAAAGAGAAAAUAAAUAUUAUUGCAUGAUCGAGUUUUGGUGCUUCGGAGAAGUGGAACGCUAAAUAGAAAGUGUUUGAGUGUCUGCGUGCAAAGAAAUUUCCUAAACAAAUAAAGAAGUCAUUAUUUCAUGUGAAGAGGAAAGAGGAAAGACUAAAGUGAAUUGUUAAAAAAUAUUUGAAAUUAAUUUGGAUAUUUUUGGAAAUUUGGGAAAGUUUAGACAACUCGCCAACAUACAUACAAACAUACAUAUUUGCGUAUGCGAUUUUAAUAGCGUAUUCUAAUUGAAGAAAGCUAUUGUAAUAUUUUCUUAAUAGAAAUGGCGGCACCUAAGGAUGCUCAUAAAAUUUUCUGGUUGCUGUUGGCACUCUUGGUGGCGGAAGUCAAAUGCAGCGAUACAGCACCCGACACCAUACCGCACCUCUGCUACAAUGUGAAAUGUCCGCCCAUGUCCGACAUGAUCUGCCCACUGGACAGCAGCAUACGCGAAAUUCUCAACACCAUCGAAAUAAAUCCGCUUACCGUAGCGCCUGAUGUUACCGACGAAGCGCCCUACAACACCACCGAAAUCGAUGAAGAAAUCUAUGCAGAAUGCUGCCUGGCGAAGAAGUGCCUCUGCAAAACUUGCCACAUACCCGACUGUCAUGGCGAGGAUGAAGUGGUGGUCGAGCUACAGCCCGAGUCAAUGAACAAACCCGGCCAUUGUUGCGGCGAAUAUGAAUGCCAACGCAAGCCUAAUUGCACGGCAGGAGUCGAUAGUGAGCUAUAUUGGCUGAAAGGCUGUCAACGUUGCCACUGCUUCUCCGGCAAGCCCAUGUGCAUUCAAAUCUGCGACGAGGCCGUCAACAAAACAAAAGCAAUCUGCAAGCCCGAAAAGUUGAAUGUUUUCUUCGAGCAUGGCGAGAGUUGGCGCGUCGGUUGCUAUGAAUGCGAAUGCGUCGAUGGCAUUGAAAAGUGUGUGUUACCCUUCUGCAGCAACAUUAAUUGUCCACGCGAACGUCAGGUGACGCUAAAGGAUGGCUGUUGCCCCAUUUGUUGGCCCGAUUGUGCGCCCAUGCCGGAUGAGGUAUUGAGCAGCAGCCGUAGCGGCAGUGACAAAUAUGGCAGCGUGGCGCGUCGUUACGAUGAAGAUGUUGGAGAAGAGCUAAGCGUGCUGGAUAAUGUGCCACAUGGCAGUGACUAUAGCGCUGAAAAUGAGAUUGACACAUUGCCGGAUAUACCCUUCGAUGAGGACGAUGAGCUGGAAGGGGAUAAGCAGUUGCAAACCACUACGAAAGCUACAGAAGGCAGCAAAACAAGCAGCAGCAGCAUCAGCAGCAGCAGUUCAACUUCCGCCAGUGCUGCCGUCACAGCCAGUCCAGCUGGGCACGUACACUCAAUGUCGUCCACCUACGCACCUGCCGAGUACUUGCCUCUUUCACCUACUACCGCCGCACCAACACAUGCAGUCGCUGCUCUUGCCAGUGAGCCUGCCAUAGCCACCGCUUGCCCGCCAGUUGUGUCUGUACGCCAUGAUGCGCCAGCCACCUUCCAGCUAUAUCCCGAAGAGAUUUUGCCCGAAGUUCAAGUAGUUUCAGAGUCCUGUAAGCAUUGGAUGAUUUACAUUGUCAUUGGCAUUUUAGUCGCCUUCAUUGCGGUUUUGAUAGCUUGGAUCAUUCAAUUGCGUUUGAAGCAACGCUCCUAUCGGCCGGUUUCACACAUCGAUGACAAUUUCAAUAAGAUGUCGUGUAAUAUUAAGGCAACAAAUGCGUACGUUUAGUCAACGUUCGUUUUACGGAGGAAUAUGUAGUAUAUGAUGAAGUAUUUUGUGUUUGUGUAUGCCAAGGAGAGCGAAAGAUGUGUAACACACAUUGGGUGAACAAAUUUUUCCACAGUUAGAUGUAAGAAAAUGUGGUUUUUGUAUAUCGGUGCCAUACAAAAACCAUACGGAAAAAAAAAAGAUUUAAAGUUUAGAGAAGUUGUCAAAUGUUGGCCAAGGUGUAAGCUUUUUUUAAUUGUAUAGGGUUUUACUUUUAAUUCUUAACGCAAAUAGAUUUCUCUAUCACUUCAUUGAAAAUCAUUUUAAAAACAUAUGAACUUUGAGCACUUUUUUGAGAAACUGUUGAAGGACGGUUAGCUUACGUAGAAAUGUAAGUAAUAGCCAAUAUUCUGGGUAGUACCGAAUUUCCAGUCACUUACAUCAUUACGCUUUCAGUAAGUGAGCCGUAAACACCACCUUGUGUGAGUCAUCCGCGUAUUGUGCGAAAUUGGAGUACAGAGCUAUCGUAAAAUCUCUCACAAAGAAGAACAAAACGCCGCCAGAAAUGCUUGAAGAGAUGUUUACAGUGCCUGGAGAGGUCUGGACCUGCAUUUGCCCCCACCAAACGUUAGAGCCGAGAAUUCACGCAUGACAGGGAGUCGGUGGAAUAUGAGCACAGUUCAGGGCGUCCAAAACCUGCCUUUACCACUGUUUGUUGGUAUUGUCUUCCCAAAAAAAAAAAGCUACAAUGAACUAGGGAGACUAUUAUGCCAAUUUAAGAAAAUCAGAAACCCCCUCUUUCCGUUCAAUUAAAUGUUUGUAUUACAUGUUUUGUCAUUUUGCAAAAUCUUCUCAAUUUAUUUCCUAUUUUAAUUCCUUCGCCGGGCCCCCGACAUUUAGCCGGGCCUGGUUCAAUUAACCCUGCUGACUUCCCCUCUUGACGAUCCUGUUAGUGCCCAAUUCCGUAGCGCCGGUCUACAUCACCUUGCACACGCACCAAUUAAAGCAAAUACUUACUUAGCUAAACCUUCUGAUUUUGGGCGAAAUAUAAGUUUUACCCACCUGCAGCGUCUCAAAGUCUUUAAACAGUUUCUGACUCUUCAACUACUUUCCAACCGAAUUGAGUCAGUGUUAGAUGUUGCGUAGAAAAUACUGCGGCCUUGAAUGCCAUUUAACACAAAAUGUUUGUUGGUAAAA
Rhagoletis pomonella (apple maggot) is the source of this 3395-nucleotide messenger RNA. RefSeq lists its product as uncharacterized. NCBI's taxonomy places the organism in Eukaryota, Metazoa, Arthropoda, Insecta, Diptera, Tephritidae. The record is from RefSeq and is a predicted model, not a curated record. Gene Ontology annotation, molecular function: protein binding. The coding region runs from base 780 to 2219 and encodes 479 amino acids. The transcript has 2 exons.